Messenger RNA from Chanos chanos (milkfish), 975 nucleotides. Its product is annotated as metalloreductase STEAP1-like. The coding region runs from base 1 to 975 and encodes 324 amino acids. Gene Ontology annotation, cellular component: endosome; plasma membrane. The transcript has 4 exons. The record is from RefSeq and is a predicted model, not a curated record. Lineage: Eukaryota; Metazoa; Chordata; Actinopteri; Gonorynchiformes; Chanidae.
AUGUUUACGUUCGAUCUGGCUUUCACUUCAUCCUCUGUCCAUCAGGAGCCUGCGGAAGAGGACUCAGCGAUGUUGACCAGGUUAAACCAGCGCCGCCUGCUGUCUGCCUACGUUUUGGAGGAGUUUGAGUUCCCUUCCGAUGUCCGUUUCCAUGAGCUGCCACUUUUCCCUGAAUGGCACCUGCCUGUCAAACUCAUGGUCGUCCUUAUGGCUGUGACAUUCCUGUACACGUUCCUUAGGGAUGUGUUGCAGCCCUACGUGUCCCAGAGUCGAAAUGACUUCUACAAAAUCCCCAUCUUGGUAAUGAACAAAGUCUUGCCUUGGACUUCCAUAACUCUGCUGGCUACGGUGUACCUCCCUGGAAUACUGGCCUCUCUCCUGCAGCUGCACAGAGGCACUAAGUACAGUCGUUUCCCUGCGUGGCUGGAGAGAUGGAUGUCUAUGAGGAAGCAGCUAGGUUUACUGGCCUUCCUAUUGGCCUGUUUGCAUGCUAUCUACAGCCUGAGCUAUCCAAUGAGACGCUCUUACAGGUACAAGCUCCUAAACUGGGCGUAUCAGCAGGUUAAGCAAAGUAAGGAGGACUCUUGGGUGGAGGAUGACGUGUGGAGGAUGGAGAUUUAUGUCUCUUUGGGAAUUCUUGGUUUAGGAGUGUUGGCUUUGGUGGCCAUCUCUUCGUUGCCUUCAGUCAGUGACACUCUUAACUGGAGGGAGUUCCAGUGUGUCCAGAGGAUCUUGGGAUACACAGCCCUGUUCCUCUGCACUGCUCAUGCCCUGAUCUAUGGCUGGAGGAAGUGGGUGGAGUCUAAGUACUUUGUGUGGUACACACCUCCAUCUUUCAUCCUGGCCUCCUUUCUCCCUGCUCUGGUCUUAUUGGUUAAGGCUGUUUUGACCCUGCCCUGUCUAGACAGGAGACUGGAGCUCAUCCGCGGAGGCUGGGAAAGGCCAGGACGCAAGCGAGAGAGGGAUUCCCUUUGA